Messenger RNA from Carassius carassius (crucian carp), 854 nucleotides. RefSeq names its product augurin-B-like. The record is from RefSeq and is a predicted model, not a curated record. Bases 85 to 519 code for a protein of 144 amino acids. The transcript is spliced from 4 exons. NCBI's taxonomy places the organism in Eukaryota, Metazoa, Chordata, Actinopteri, Cypriniformes, Cyprinidae. Gene Ontology annotation, biological process: anaphase-promoting complex-dependent catabolic process; regulation of cell population proliferation; cellular senescence.
UCCAGGAUGGCACCUCAUCGUUCAUCUCAUCCCUGACCAAAUCCUUUCCCAGCACAGUGCAGCACCAACUGAUAGAACAACAGCAUGUCUCUCCACAGCCUCUGUGUACAAGCCGUCCUUCUCAUAAGCAUCCUGUCUCUCUGCUCACCCUCAGGUGGUUCAUCUGGGAGUAGACUACAGAGGAUCCUAAUGAAACAAUAUGCAAAGGAGCUGGAGGCCAAGCCUAAAGGACAGAUCGCAGUGUCGCAGUCCAAGGCUAAAGAGUUUCUGUCAGUUUUUCACAGGUCUAAGAGAAAUGUGUGGGACCGGAGCCGUCCUGAUGUCCAGCAGUGGAUCCAGCAGUUCAUGUACUUGGGCUACGAUGAGGCAAGACUUGAGACUGAUCUCUCCUAUUGGAUGGACCAGGCCAGAUCAAAUGACCAGGGCCGGCAGCAUCAUCAUGAUGAGAAUGCACCUAUGAGCCAACAGGACCCCAGUUCCUACAGACACGGGGCCAAUGUCAAUUAUGAUUACUAUUAAGAUACCUAGAACCUACAAUUCACUGUGAGAGCUGGAGACUACUGGUGAUUUUGUAAAUCACUCUGAUGCUCUAAGGCACUGUACAUAGUAGUAACCUAGUAUGCUACUGUAUGUCCUGUAGAUGAUGUCAUUUUAUUUUUUUAUUAAGUGAGUAUGAUUUUGCAAUUGCUUUAGGGGAAGCAAAUCAAUAUAGAGAGAGAAAUGGAUGCACAGUGAAUAAUAAUAAUAAUAAUAAAUGUCCUGUUUGUAUUCUAUUAUUGUAUUAUACCCUGACUGUUUUGUAAAUAUAAUGGUAGUUUGAAGCAGCUACAUUUUAAAUAAAGUCUAAAAUGGCA